GUCUGUCACGCGCCCAGUACAGCACAAUCAAGUACGGCGUCGCCGUGUACAACCUCGAGUACGCCGACGACGAGAACUCCUGCGGGAACGGCAUCUACUCGCGCCUGAGGACCGUCCGCCAGUUGCUCUCCUUCUUCCAGGACAACUUCACGUCACCGAGCGACGCAGACCGCUAGCCUCCGAUGCCCAAGUCUCCGCUCAUCUGCACGUUCGGGGAGUUGACAAGUGAGGCCACGGUGGUGCCGGAGGACGGCCUCUGCGAUUACACCUUCUACGACUCCCUCCAGAAGGAAGGCGGCAGCAAGCUGGCCGGACCGUUCGAGCAGGGCUUCGAGCGAUUCCUCGAAAUAACCGCCAGGCACAGCAAGACUGAGUACGGCGUCGGCCUUGACUAUGGUGCCCUCGGCGAACUGGAGAUGUUGGUUCAAAAGCGCUCGACAAAAGAUCACCUGGACAACAUGUUCAGUCGUAAGCUCUACCACUUCGGCUUUGUGAACACCGCCUUCUACUAUUUCAACUUUGACCAGCUCGAAUCUAUGCUGAAAGUGCUCAAGAAAGUCUCUGACCUGAUGGACGACAGGAGAAGUCCCACGAGACCCAUCUACACCGUAAUCGCGGUCGCUCUGAUCUCUACCGGCUGGGUCGACGCAGCAGUGAGCGAGUUCAGGUUUGCACUGCGUUUUUGA
Messenger RNA from Dermacentor andersoni, 686 nucleotides. RefSeq lists its product as uncharacterized. NCBI's taxonomy places the organism in Eukaryota, Metazoa, Arthropoda, Arachnida, Ixodida, Ixodidae. The record is from RefSeq and is a predicted model, not a curated record.